AUGAAGAUCGCAAGAACGCUUGUCCAUCCCAUCCAGUCUUUGACUGCGAUUCCAUUUAGGGGAGUGAAACUUAGCCAAGUAAACAAUCCCCCAACAGUGGGCUCUUUUCUUCGUCUCGACCAUCUCGUGCCCCUGGACAACAACCACUCGAAGUUCCUGAGCGACUUGGCCGAGCCUAGGUUGGCUCUAGAGAAGGACUUCGGUGCCAUACAGAAGGCCGAAGCUCAACGUCCUUUCCACGCAGGCGGUGAUCAGCCUCAACUAGCCCUCGACGACAUUGAUGACAAUGACAUCAUCAUGACUGACGAUGAGGAGCUGGGAGACAUAGAGCUGACCGACGCGUUGCAAUUGCCGCGUCUAGUCUAUUGGCAAGGUGGAUGCCCACCACCAGAGCUCUUCUUUCCCUUUAUCCCUCCCCAGGCUAGAGCCAACAUCCUCCAGCAAGAGAACAAUCUUGACGACGACGUUUCGACCACGGCUUGCAGUCAGGUUAUUCCUCAGUCAUCCACGACACCAUCAGCGGCCAUACCAGAGCCAGUGACAAAGGAUGAGGUGGUUGACUAUUUUGAGAACCUGGACUACAACAUCGCGAAUGGGACACUGCCACCAAAUAUCGCUGCGGAGGCAGGAGACUCUGCGCCUGCUCCACCGGCAACGGUGCGGGAUGAGAAAAGCGCCGUUGACCCCACCCAAUCUGGGAACGACGUGGUCUCGCAGGAAGACGAACCAGAGCCAGAGCCUGAACCAUUGCGUAGAAGUGUCGACCCGGCCUCUUUUACCAGCAGUAAGUUGCCUCAGAAGGCCGACAGCGCGAACAAAGUCUCGCCCCUAUACAACGCGGAGCCAGCGGCCUCCACAAAGCCGAAAUCGGCGGAGCCGCGACUCAAGAAGAAGGUGGUGUCGCUGAAAUACGUCCCCGAAAGAUACCACCGCUUCUUAGAAGAGGCAAUGGACUUCUCGACUCAGCAAGAGAAACCGCUCCUUCCCAAUGGAGAGUUCGACACUCUGGCAAGCUGCCGAUUGGGUCAGAAACGCAACAAAGAAGAACGCAAGCGCUUCUCAGAGACCCGAAAGAACCAUCCUAAUGUUUGGGAGGCAAUUAUUGGCACGAUGUUGCAAGAGGGCGUGGGGAUUGACAACAUGCUCCUUUGCCACGAAGGGCAAGAUGAGGAUGGCAAUACCAUUGAUCUCCGGCCACAAGUGCUGGACAACCAAAAUUGGUGCGCGGAUAACUGGCGGUUUGACAAUCUGAGCUGGUAUACACUGCAGGAUGCUCUACUGCCUCCUGACUGCUCUCGCGAGAUCCACAAGGCCCCAAAGGGCGACGAGCGACUGUUUCAUGAGACAAUCGGAUAUCUGAAAAGCCACCCUGAGAUCUGCGUACAUCUUCCGCAUCCUCGUCUCGGAGUGGCUCAAGGCGGAGGCGAACCAAGCGACCUUCCGUAG
Cladophialophora bantiana CBS 173.52 is the source of this 1446-nucleotide messenger RNA. RefSeq lists its product as uncharacterized. Lineage: Eukaryota; Fungi; Ascomycota; Eurotiomycetes; Chaetothyriales; Herpotrichiellaceae. The transcript has 4 exons. Bases 1 to 1446 code for a protein of 481 amino acids. The record is from RefSeq and is a predicted model, not a curated record.